AUGUUUUCUAUUUGUUAUGUGACGACGCCAACAAUGGAAGUGGCACGUGAGAUUUCACGAUAUCUCGUCUCUAACAAAACAGCGGCGUGUGUAAAUAUUAUUCCCACAGUGACCUCUGUAUUUCAAUGGGAAGGUAAACUAAAUGAGGAACAGGAAUGUCUUCUUUUAAUUAAAACUCAGACCGCUCUUGUGGAUCGUGUGAUUGCCGAAGUGAAGGCAAAACACCCGUAUGAAGUACCAGAGGUGAUUAGUGUACCCAUGGGACCAGGAAGCGAGAGUUAUCUCAAGUGGCUUACAGAGUGCACGACAACAAAGUAA
Molecule: messenger RNA, 318 nt
Organism: Trypanosoma theileri
Lineage: Eukaryota; Euglenozoa; Kinetoplastea; Trypanosomatida; Trypanosomatidae
Product: divalent cation tolerance protein
Exons: 1
Coding region: 1-318 (105 amino acids)
Biological process (GO): response to metal ion
Molecular function (GO): copper ion binding
Source: RefSeq, a predicted model, not a curated record